CCGGGGCAUGGCCCGCCUCCGCUGUGCCCCCUCUCCUCGCCCGCCGGGCCGGGGCUGGGGCCCGCUUGCAUUUCUCCCGUUGAGCAGCUAGAGAGCGGUGCAGGGAAUGAAAUCCCCGGUGCAAUAGCCAGGAGCCGAGCUCUCCCUUCCUGUUUGCAGCCGCGCCGGCCUGGGGCUGGUGAAACCCAGGGAGUGACUGGCAGCCCCGACCUGGGCUGGAUCUCCCCCCCCCCGGCCCCCCCUUGUCCUCGGAAGCGUCCUCCCCCCCUCCCCCAUGGCGGAGACCAAAAUCAUCUACCACAUCGACGAGGAGGAGACCCCCUACCUGGUGAAGCUGCCCGUCCCCCCGGAGAAAGUCACUUUGACAGAUUUUAAAAAUGUCCUCAGCAACCGGCCCGUGCACAGCUACAAAUUCUUCUUCAAGUCCAUGGACCAGGAUUUCGGGGUGGUGAAGGAGGAGAUCUCGGAUGACAAUGCAAAGCUACCGUGCUUCAAUGGAAGAGUGGUGUCCUGGCUGGUCCUGGCUGAAAGCUCCCACUCCGACACGGGCUCCCAGUGCACUGAAAGCCACACGGACCUCCCUCCUCCCAUUGAGAGAACGGGUGGCAUCGGAGACUCACGGCCUCCCUCAUUUCACCCGAAUGCUGCCAGCAGUCGAGAUGGACUGGACAACGAAACAGGAACGGAGUCGGUUGUUAGCCACAGGCGAGAGAGACACCGGCGGCGGAACAGGGAAGGCCAUGAAGACGUCCCUAGGCUUAAUGGGCACCCCAAGCUGGACAGGCACCGCGAGCACCCGCCCGGCUACGACAGCUCUUCCACCAUGAUGAGCAGCGAGCUGGAGUCCAGCAGCUUCAUUGACUCUGAUGAUGACGAUAACACAAGCAGGCUGAGUAGCUCCACAGAGCAAAGUACUUCGUCCCGGCUCAUACGGAAGCAUAAACGCAGGAGGAGAAAACAAAGGAUGCGCCAGAUUGACAGGUCAUCCUCGUUCAGCAGUAUUACAGAUUCAACCAUGUCCCUGAAUAUCAUCACUGUCACGCUCAAUAUGGAAAAGUAUAAUUUCUUGGGGAUCAGCAUCGUAGGACAGAGCAAUGACCGAGGAGAUGGUGGCAUUUACAUUGGCUCUAUCAUGAAAGGAGGAGCCGUGGCAGCAGACGGCCGAAUUGAACCAGGAGACAUGCUUCUACAGGUGAAUGAGGUCAACUUUGAGAACAUGAGCAAUGAUGACGCAGUGCGGGUUUUACGGGAAAUAGUCUCCAAGCCUGGACCUAUUAGCCUAACGGUGGCCAAGUGCUGGGACCCCACACCUAGGAGUUAUUUCACUAUCCCGAGGGCUGAACCAGUGAGGCCGAUUGACCCUGCAGCAUGGAUCUCUCAUACCACAGCCAUGACGGGAGCAUACCCCCGUUACGGUAUGAGCCCCUCCAUGAGCACCAUCACAUCUACCAGCUCCUCACUAACAAGCUCAAUUCACGAUUCGGAAAAAUUGGAAGAAUCUCCCUUGACUGUGAAGAGUGACAUGGCUACUAUUGUCAAGGUUAUGCAGUUACCCGACUCAGGCCUGGAAAUCCGGGACAGAAUGUGGUUAAAAAUUACCAUCUCCAAUGCAGUGAUAGGGGCAGAUGUGGUUGACUGGCUUUACACGCACGUGGAGGGCUUCAAGGACAGACGAGAGGCUAGAAAAUACGCCAGCAGCAUGUUAAAACACGGCUACCUCAGGCACACUGUGAACAAAAUCACCUUCUCAGAGCAGUGCUAUUAUGUCUUCGGGGACCUCUGCAGCAAUAUGGCUGCCUUGAACCUUAACAACGGUUCUAGCGGAGCCUCUGAUCAGGACACUCUUGCUCCCCUUCCACAUGCUGCUGCACCUUGGCCGUUAGGUCAGGGGUACCCCUACCAGUACCCACUCCCCCCUCCAUGCUUCCCACCAGCAUACCAGGACCCAGGCUUCAGCUACGGAAGUGGCAGUGCGGGUAGCCAGCAAAGUGAAGGAAGCAAGAGCAGCGGCUCUAACCGGAGCAACAGUGAGAACAGCCGGAAGGCUCUGGGCAGGGAGAAGGACCGCAAGUCAGCCGGAAGCGGCAGCGAAUCUGACCACACCGCCUGCAGUGGGGGCGGAGCCAGCGUAGUGCGCCGUGAACGGCCCGUCAGCCAGCUCAGCCAUCGGAGUCACGUCUCUGCCACCCACAGCGAGAGAAGCCACCACAGCCACCAUUCGUAUGGGCCUCCGGGGGUCCCACCCCUCUACAACUUGCCAAAGUUAGGGUCCAAAGUCUACGGGACGAGUGGACCUCCCGGCGGACCUCCCGUGAGAGAACUGAGUUCCGUUCCUCCAGAGCUGACAGGGAGCCGGCAGUCCUUCCAGAAGGCGAUGGGCAACCCUUGCGAAUUCUUUGUUGACAUCAUGUGAGAGGAAGUGCCUUCAGACUCUGUUUUUGGGGGAGGGGUGGGAGGGGCUUGUUUUCACUGAUGUUGGGGUUUGGGUUUUGGGGGAUGGGGUCAUUGCCAAACACUUCAAGAAAGAAAGCUUGGCUGUAUUGCAUGUAACACCUUCCUGAAUCUCAGUCAUGUGUUGCAAAAAACAAAAGAAAUCACCUGAGAUUCUUAAAUAUCAGCAAAUCAAUGGCAUCUUUUCUUUCCUCCUUUUUUUCUCUUUCUCCCCAUGUUUUUUUAAUGUGGUUGAUUGGUGUAUAUUCACAGCCUAACGAGCUUUGGUAAUUGUGGCACCUACUUUCAGUGCAAUUAGUGUGUCUUCUUGGCUGAUUCAAGAGUAUUAUUUCAUAUGACUUCUAAGUUUCCAAUGAUGCAUUAUUAGCACCUUUUAUUUUUCUCUCUCCCUGUCUUACCAGAAACACUGGCUACUAUGACUGAUUUCCCUGUCCAUACAUCUGGUAUAUAGCAAACAGCAACACAAUCAGCCCUGACGUCCGAAAGUGUGUGGGCAGUAUGCAAGAGGGGCAGGCACAGAGCGAAAUUCCUAGCAGCAGGCAAAGAUCUGAUUCAAUGUAGAGUCCUUCUUUCCUCUGCUGAGUAAGAAGUGGAAUUGUCUUUCAUUUUGACAUCAUCCUAUCACAAUCGUGACACCCCUGAUGAUGAGGCACAUCUGCAAGGCUUUCAGUUCUGUGGUGUUGGAAAGUGUUGUUAAAAUCCACCUUUAUUAGUCAGCUCUUCCUGAUGAAUUUGAGGAUAGGUGCUUAAAUCACACUUCACUGUAUAGAAAAGAUUUUUUCCCCAAUAUGACAGUCCCUGCUGCUAUAUUCCUUGCAUUAUUGUUGGCUUCAGUGCCUAGCAGGCAUGCAGAAGAGAAGGUGUAUAGCUGUAUACUGCUGGGAUUUCAUGUUCCCUUUUAAUCCUACUGCAGCACUGACUUCCCAAGCAGUCUGCUGAUCACAUCGCGCACUCUGGGGUGGCUACCACAGCUUUUUUUUUUACUUUUUCUUAGUGGAAUUAGAAAAAGAAACAGGCUAAAAAUUUGCAAAAGUAGCGAUAUGACUUAAGAUCGUAGAGCUCCUUUUCAAAAGCGACUUCGGCACAGAGCAGCCUGCGAGUCAAUGGGUCUUAGGGCAUGUCUAAAUGAACAGUGAGUGCAUAGCAAGCAGGGGCGUAAAGCUGCAACAGUCCCUGUGGAUCCCGCUGCCAUACCCACAAGGUUCCCUAGAAUACACUGACAUACAGCUGUUUGAAACUGCCAUUCACUUCAUCAGUGCAUAUUAGUGCACAGCGGCAGGAUCCACGCGGACAGUUAGUGUGCUGGAGCACUGUAGAUUUUACACUCCACCUUGCCACACACCAACUCCCCAUUUAAACCCCUAAAUCCCUUUUGCCUAACUCACCCAUUGGCUAUCAUUGCCCAGCUCUGUUUCUGGAAGCACAGCUUUCAUUAUGAUUCAUCUGGAAUCCCAGACUGUACUGGCUAAAUAGCAAAGUUGCCGGUGACCAAUAUAAAAUUGCACGAUCCUUUUAGAACUUGGAGCUGUUCAGCAACAUUCUUUUCAUUUUUUCAUCUAGGCAUGACACAAAUACUAAUCUCCCUCAGAAAUUCAUUUUUUUUAAAUCAAACUUUAAAGCAAUCAGAGAAAUCAGGGUAAAUCAUCCCUUACUUUUGCUGUAUCUCAAGGAGACACUGUUUUUAAAAAAAAAAAAAAAAAAAAAGUCUGACUUUUUACUGACAAUCUCUGGUGGUUCUGCUUUUAAACCAGUUUUUUGCUUCUCUGCUCAUGUGUUGUUUUUUUCUGGCUCACUUUAUCUUAAAGCAAAAGUUAUGGGAUCAGGGAAAAAGAUUGUAGUGUUAAUCUGGUAGGGUAUACAGAAGGGGGAGUGAGUGCAGGCUGGACUUUCACCCAAGGAGGCUGAAAUGUUUUAUUUCCUUGUACGUCUUUUCAAGAAUUGCAGUUACACACUUGCUGUAUUUUUUUCUUUUUGUUAUUGUUGUAGUAAGUGCUAUUGGCAGAAAAACUGCUUUGUGUCUUGUUGCCCUUUGCUGCUGUGUUAAAAUGAUUGUGUUCUGUAUUUCCGUGUGCAUGGGUGACUCUGGAGUCAGGCUGACACAGUCCAUAUCGGAGGUGUGGGAAGGUGCUCAUCUGCUGAAGGAACAGGCUGCCAAGUCUGGCUUGGACUGUGGGUUAGAAAUUAGCCUGGUUCUAUCCAAACUGGCUCCAGCUGAGAUCAAGCUCCCAGUUCAGGCAAAGCAUGCGCUGUUCUGUGCGCGAUGGCAGAUUAUUAAACAAUGAACAGCAUUUAGAAUCUUCAGUUCCCUGAAGAGCCAUAGGAGAAUCUAAGUGCCCAUUCUAUGAAUAGUGCAAUACAUCAUGCUUACAGUAUAAUAUAGAGGGCUUGAUUCCCCUCUCCCUUCCCCAAGAGGAACAUACAGUAACUCCACUGAAAUCUAGCGAGAUGCCAGACUGAGUGAGCGGGGAACCAGGCACAGACUGUUCGUCACUUACUCGUGAGUGGAUGGAGGGAGAUCUCCAAAAUCCUGCUGAUGCCUUUAAAUAUGUCCAAGUUUAUCUUUGCAGCCUAGGGGUGUUUUGGGGCUAACUUUGCAAACAUAUACUGCCAGAUGGAGUACUUCCUCCAGAGAGAUGUGCCCGUGAAAUCCACGAGGCAGUUGUAAGUGGCGAAUAGUUGAAGGAUCAGGCCCUUAAAGAGCAUGUAGUUUCUUAGCAGAGCCCAGGUUAGUUUGCUCCUUUUAAGGUCGGGGAGCUGGCAGUGGUCUGGCUCUAGAAUGUAUCUUGACCUGUCCUCCCUCCCACUGCAAUGAAAAGGAAUGGGCUUGCCGUUAAUAGGCACAGGAAGGGUGUGAUGCUGAACAGGUUAAAAUGACAAGCUGGCCUCAUAACAGGAGCCUUAAAUAGUAUUUAAAUUUGGGGGGGGUGGGAGGAAGGGAAAGGGGGGAAUUAUCAAAAUCUGCCUGUGCUCUGCAGCUAGACUUGCACUAUUAUUUAUUCAUUCCUGUCCACAGCACCGAAUAAGGACAAAUAGGUGUGUUUUGUGGCUUAGAGAUAACAUAUUGCCAGGGCUUUGGGAUGACGCCUCCUACUGGAAUGUCAGGGUAAUGUAUUAACCCAAUUUUCUAAAGAGUUAAGAUUUUGGUGAAUGGUUUAUGAGCAUCUUAAAGGCACUGCUGAUGUCUUUGACCUCCUGUUAACACAUUUUCUUUUCAGAGGUAAUAGUCCCUGGACACUUUAUCCAAAGGUGUAUUGGAUGGCAAACAAUGCACAGGCGCCGAUUUUUGAUAUUUUUGUUGUUUUUUUGUCAAAUUGACAGUCCCAUCUUGAGACUGACAGCUGAUGAGUUGAUGUAAUUGUUUUUGUUUUGCAUUUAACUACAUUGUAAUAAGAUUGACUUUAAAAAAUCAUUCUAAUCAGUGAUUAGAAAUACAUGUAAAGAAUUUAUGUACAGUAGGGGGGGGGAACGUUAAAUGAUUUUAAAUAAUGAAAACCCAGACUAUCACCUAUUCUAGAAUUGGUUCUACUCCGAGAGUAACCUUUUACUAGCAUGGACUGCACUGUUCCUGUUAAAUGUCUAUUGCAUAAUUGAAUUCUUUUUUGUAGAUAUUGUAUUAAAACCCAAGUGUCUGUAUAGUUAAUAUAUAGCUGCUUAUGUGUAAAUGCUAUUUUAAACACUAAAAAAGCUUUUAAUUUUAUGUGACAACUGCA
This is a messenger RNA of Chelonoidis abingdonii (Abingdon island giant tortoise), 6161 nucleotides long. It is a transcript of the gene DVL1, whose product is annotated as dishevelled segment polarity protein 1. The record is from RefSeq and is a predicted model, not a curated record. Gene Ontology annotation, molecular function: frizzled binding. Gene Ontology annotation, cellular component: cytosol. Lineage: Eukaryota; Metazoa; Chordata; Testudines; Testudinidae. Gene Ontology annotation, biological process: canonical Wnt signaling pathway; intracellular signal transduction.